Aspergillus steynii IBT 23096 is the source of this 1575-nucleotide messenger RNA. RefSeq names its product putative MFS sugar transporter. Gene Ontology annotation, cellular component: membrane. Lineage: Eukaryota; Fungi; Ascomycota; Eurotiomycetes; Eurotiales; Aspergillaceae. Gene Ontology annotation, molecular function: carbohydrate:proton symporter activity. Bases 1 to 1575 code for a protein of 524 amino acids. Gene Ontology annotation, biological process: carbohydrate transport; transmembrane transport. The transcript has 7 exons. The record is from RefSeq and is a predicted model, not a curated record.
AUGGGUUUCACCAAUUUCUGGCAGCGACUCUCGUCGCGACAACUCAAUUUCGCGAUUCACGCCUUCUCCCUUGUCUCCAUCUUCUUCGAAGGAUAUGACCAAGGGGUGAUGGGAGGUGUCAAUUCGGCGCCAAAAUACGUGACGCGAGUAGGAAUCGGAACUGCCGAUGGAACUAUUACGGAUACGACACACCAGGGUGGCCUCGUCAGCGUGUAUUAUCUGGGAUGCAUAUUCGGUUGCUUUGCAGGUGGCUGGUUGGCAGACCGCAUCGGCCGGGUCAACGGGCUUUUCAUCGGCUCGCUGUUCGCUCUCGUGGGAGGCGCUUUACAGGCGGGCAUCACCAGCUCAGACUUCAUGUUGGUUGCGCGCGUUAUCACCGGGGUUGGCACAGGUGCAUUGACUGGAAUAACCCCAGUGCUGGUUUCGGAGACUUCUUCUGCAGACCAUCGAGGCAGCUUUUUAGGCUAUGUCUUCAUUGCCAACUAUCUAGGGAUCUCCAUCGCGUACUGGCUGUCAUUUGGCCUUGCGUUUAUCCAUGGAGGGUACUCGGACUUGAGGUGGCGCUUUUUACUUGCAUUUCAGUGCAUUCCGACCUUGUUCAUUGCUCUUUUUGUCAAGAUUUUGCCGGAUAGCCCCCGAUACCUCGCAUCGGUUGGACGCAAUGAGGAAGCUAGAGAAUUGUUAGUGCUGAUCCGAGGUCGCAGGACAACUCUCGAGGCGAUUCAGCAGGAGUAUCACGAAAUCUUGGCUGCUUCGCAAAGCAGUAAACCUAGCUCUCCCAUUCAGUUUGUUAAAAUCCUCAUUGGCAGGGGUGGCAAGCCGGGAGCCAAUUUAGGUCGGCGUGCCUGGCUAUGCAUUUUGCUUCAAAUCAUGGCAUCUUGGACUGGUAUCACGGCUAUCACGGCCUACUCUCCUACUCUUCUUGGUCAGGCCGGCUAUAGUGAAAUCACACAAAACGGUCUCGCUGGCGGCCUGAACACUAUUGGUGUAAUCGGCACCAUCAUCAGCGCGCAUAUUGUCGACCGCCUGGGCCGUCGACGCUGUUUGAUGCUUGGUUCCGCUAUUUUAUUCUCUGUUGAACUGAUUGCUGGGUCAAUAUAUGAAGCUUCCCUUCAGAAUUCUAGUAAAGCAGCUGAGUACGCCCCGGCGGCUGUUUCAAUGCUAUUUCUAUUCAACCUAGGAUAUGCUGCAACAUGGGGAACAGUGGCCUUUCUCUUGCCGACUGAGAUAUUUCCCUCGGAAAUGCGUGCCCAAGGUAAUGGAUUUGGCAUCACGGGCUGGGCCCUUGGGGUUGGCAUGACGACCCUGAUCAACCCGGUCAUGCUGGAAAGUCUUCAGAGCCGGAGUUACUUCCUGCUCGCUGGUCUCAAUCUGCUUUGGAUUCCAACGGUCUACCUCUUUUAUCCGGAGACCCGCAACCGGUCGUUAGAGUCCAUUGAAGCCUUGUUUUCAACGUCUAGCCCGUUUUCUUGGAACAUGGAACGAGCCUAUCAGCAGUAUGGCAGUGUUCUUGGGGAGCACGACACCAGUAUUAUCACUUCUGACGAGACUGAUCAGAGUGAAUCUACUAGAUGA